Lytechinus variegatus (green sea urchin) is the source of this 2755-nucleotide messenger RNA. RefSeq lists its product as uncharacterized. Lineage: Eukaryota; Metazoa; Echinodermata; Echinoidea; Temnopleuroida; Toxopneustidae. The record is from RefSeq and is a predicted model, not a curated record. The transcript has 16 exons. Gene Ontology annotation, molecular function: kinase activity. The coding region runs from base 308 to 2644 and encodes 778 amino acids.
ACGGAAGCGUCACUGACAACGGAGCAGCCCUGAGCCUGAGGCUGAGCUGAGCAGGGAAAUUUAGUUCUGGAUUUAAUUGAUUGGGAAGCCAAUCUGUAUUUUUCAUUACUGUCAUUGUGAGGAGGCUCCGGCUCAGGCAACCCUUAACACGAUCAUGAUAGAAGAUUUCCUUCUAGGCAACGGACAUUGUCCCCUGAGAUGGUGUGAGAAAUGCUGAAUCAGACCAACUGAUGUCGCUGAGGGUAGUAUUUGCAUCACAUUUUCCACCAUUUCUUUCUGAAGUUCCCUGCUGGACGGUGGUCUGGCUAUGAUCCCGGUCAGCGGACUGUCCUCCCAGCCCACCCAUCCUAACCCAACUCAACCAUCCUCUCAACUCAACUACACAACUCUUCAUCCCACCGCUGACACUGAAAGUCAUGGCUACCCUGCCUGGCCUCCCACCGAACGCUCCCCGAGUCCCAUCUCCAACAGCUCCCUCUCCCUGAACCUCAAGCCACCUCUGAGAUCUGCCAGCUCUCCUCAGCUCCACCGGGUGUCCAAGGGCGAUCUUCGGGAUCUGCUGUUCCUGGUACCGACCUUACCGCUCAAAGGCAUAUUUGAUAUCGGCAGUGGCCAUUAUGAUGUUGUCCUGGAUGAGAAGCAGAUCAGUUGGACUCCUCUCAGUAGGUCAAGCCAUGCCAAAGGUGAGCAGUACCCAAAGGUUAUCAAGAUCAGAGACAUCUUUGCUGUCCAGAUUCAGAGGAUACAGAGGGCGGGGCAAGAAGAUGGGGGUCAUCCCAAGGGGGUGUCUAUCUUUGUGGUACAUCCCAAGAAGGGCGUGGCCAACGGGCUCACUUGGGAGGAGAUAGUCCUUGAAUCGACCAAUGAGGGAACCUGCCAACAGUGGUUUCAGGCCAUUCUGAAGCUCAUCAAUGAAUUCACAGAGAGGCCAAAGAGAGUGAAAAUCUUUGUGGAUACCAUGAGAUCUGAGAAGGCCAAACAAGUCUAUGAAAAUAAAAUCAAAAUGCUAUUCCACCAUGCUAGAAUGAAGACAGAUAUCGUUGAUGUCGGCCGUCAACAUCAAGUGCAAGAUGCAAUAGAUUCCAUGGAUUUUAGUGACAUAGAUGGGGUAGUAUGUAUCGGAGGGGAUACACUUACAAAUGAAGCUGUACAUGGGUUGCUGCAGAGAGCUCAGAGGGAUGCGGGUAUAGAAAUAUCACCAGACACCCCCAUGGCGAAGUGUAGGAUUCCACUUGGUAUUAUUCCCACAGGAUUGUUCAACAUUGUAGCUCAUUCUACCCAGGGAAUCAGCAGUGCAGUGACUGCUGCACUCCAUAUUAUAUUAGGUCAUAUACAACCCGUUGAUGUGAGUUCAAUGUUCACGGAGGAAGGUUUCCUGCGGUUUGGCUUCUCUAUCAUGUAUGGAUUUGGCAGCGAUUGCUUGAGACGAGCCGUUAAGUCGCAGCAUGUUCUCAAGUCUAAAUCAGCCGAGUAUGCUAUGGCCAAGAGUCUUGUCAAGCUGAGGUCAUACAAUUGUGAAGUGAGUUAUCUUCCAUUAGAAAAACCUAAUACCAUAACCACAGAAGAUUCGUCUACAUGUAUGAAAGGGUGCAAGGUAUGUGGACACGCCCCUGAUCUAACCCACCUAGUCCACUCCACUCCGAUACCCCUCCGCCCAAAGGACAGCCCUCUGGCCCUCCGCAAGCUCAGCGCCCACCACCGCCCAUCCCUUGGAACACUUGGGGCCAACCCCAACACCAAUCCCAGGUCCAGUCGUAGCUCCAGUCCUGUACCAAGCAGGCGGAGUAUGGGGGCAUCUGUUCCGUCCAUUCCCAUGAUUGCAUGGAGCGGAGAGUCCGUACAAAGCUCAUCCGAAGAAUGCUUGGUGACACCAAAGAAGAAGAAUAGCAAAGAUGCUGUCAAAUCAAUUUUUAAAAGAGGUCUUGAGGCUCCCUCUUCUGCCCCCAACUCCAGGCCCAGCAGUGCAGCAUGGGGGGAGCAAGACACCCCUCUACCGGGUGUGGCCGGUAUAGGGAGGGCUGCUGAUACCACCCAGAGGAACCUCAGGAAUGUCUUGACCACAGGAGCAGGUGACCGGUCAGGAGGAAUACCUUCAGUUCAGGUGACACCUGCUUUAGGAGGGUCUAAGAGUGGCAUCGCUGGCACGCAUAAAGGCAUCGGCAUCCUACCCACAAUAGACCCAAAUCGUUCACCUCGAUCCAAAGAAAAAUGGCUAAAAUUCCAGGAUUCUUUUAUGAGUAUCGGCAUCGUGACCUUGCCCAACCGAAGCCAACUGGUACCUCGUGGUCUGGCUCCAGGCGGCCAUCUUGCCAAUGGCCAUGCUGACCUCAUCCUGGUCAGAAAGGUCAACAGGAAGGAGUUCAGGAAAUUCCUACAGCAUCAUGGGAAUGGUGAAGACCAGUUUGAUUUUCCAUUCAUUUGGAAGCAUCAGGUUAAGGCUGUUCAGAUCAGGCCCUUACUCAGCAGCGAUGAUAUGAGUUCAGCGAAGCUUGAAAAACCAAUGAAGCUAUUGACCUGGAAUGUAGACAUGGAACUUAUUAGGGCAGACUUCAUUGAAUUAAGGGUUCAUCGGCAGCUCCUAGCCGUGUUUGGAGAGGGUGUUCUUGACGACGACUUCCCGACAACGUCCUGCCGAUGCUUAUAACAUCUUGUUUCCCUCAAGACAUUUUAUCUGCUGUACUCUGAUCCUACCAGGGUGCUACAUAAGCAUUUGCCUAAUUGCCUGAGGCAAGUAAAGUUAGACUCGGGCAAUUGU